AUGGCCAUGUGCGAGGACAUCAAGGGGCGCGUCGAGGGGUACUUCUUGCGCGCACUCUCGGCGCCGCUGGUCACCCCGACAACUCCCACGAGGAUCGCGGCUGACAUUCUGGGCGAGUUCACCAAGGAAGUGACGCCGCAGGACAACGCUUUGGCACACUACAUCGACUUAGUUGUGAACCACGCGGAUGCCGCCCCAGCCAACUUGGAUGAACUCUACAAGAGAGCGUCCGAGAACAACGACUGGAGCGGCCUCCUUGCGCCGCGCGGUUUCAAGAGCCCGCCCCCGCCAGAAACUCAGCUCCAGUUCGCUAUUUUGGACGGCCAGGGCGGCGCCAAAACAAUCCUCAAUCACAUCGUCCUUAAGAGCCCCGAACGUAAGAUGAAGUUCGCGCCCUUCAAGGAGUUGGCCUAUGGGGCGCCGCGGAGGCUGGUUUCCGUGCACCCGAAGAUCGGCACGAAGGUCUGGCAAUACGUGUUUGAAGCCUUUGGCGGCAAACAGUUCCGCCAAUUCUUCCUCUCGCCCGAAGCCAAGGCGAAGGCCACCCAGAACGCUUUUUAUGAGAAGAGCGACGAUGAGAUCAACGCUGGCUUCGACUACAUCAUCAACGAGGCCCCGAAGUCCACGGUGGGCUUGCAGCAGGCGCGCUGGCAGACGAUCGCAAUGAGGGCAGGGGUGCCCCUCCGCGGAUGGCCCAUCGGCCUCGUUGAGAAGUCCUUGCGCUCCUUGGCGGCGGAGGGCGCUCUGGCGAAGAAGGAGUUCGGUAACAUCGUGACCCUUUGCGAUGAGCACUUCAACCUUCGCGUUCUCAAUGUCAUGGCGGACCUCAUCAGCAGCAACCUUUCGCUUGUCCUCAUUGGGGAGCCCAGCGUCGGCAAGACACCGCUCGGGCGCGCGUUCUUGAUGGCAAUGUGCCGCAGGAGCGCGAGGGCAAACGGGUUGGACCCCGCGCGCUGCCCCAUCCGCGUGACGCCUGAGAUCGACUUCCUACGCGGCGAGCCAGGCGACAUUCUGAUGGGGGGUUUCGUUGACGACGGGCGCUCGAACCUCCUCCCGCCGAAGAUGGUGAAGGCUCUGCUGGACGUGGGGCGCGCGACACCAUGGAAGAUGGGCGAGCCUCGGUGCAUGGCUGACCAGGCAUGCGACCCGAAUGCUGAGAAGCUAGACCGCUGGCCCUCCGUGACGUUCAAGGAGUUCUUCGAGCUCGUGCGCCCUGCCUUCCACGAGACAGCAACCCGCGCUUGCAUGUUGGCUUCCCUUAAGCGCGCUGCGUUCCUCGUGAACACGCAGGAACAUCUAUACUGGCGCCCGCCAGGCACCGAGGAGAAGGACGUGCAGCGCAUCCACUUCAAGGGGGAAGCCUUUCUGACAGGCGAGGGGGAGCGCCUGUGCCAGCUGCAGAAGGACGGCGACAUGACGCCGCCCGACAACUUCGAUCAGCUCUUGGAGAAGGAGCGGCUCCUCGUUGAUUCCGCAGUGGAGAAGAACCGCAAGAAGUCCUCGGACGCGGCCGUCGGCGCUUUGCCGGCCCUUGCGAUCGCCCAGGUUUCGGGGCUCAAAGAUGAGGCGCCGAGGGGCGUCAAGCGGGAGCCCGUGUCCCUUGAGCGCCUGAUGUUUCGGAAGCGUCUGCUCUCGGGGAUGGCGAUCAACGUCGAUAGCCCGUCCCCCGCCAAGCAGCAUGCCGCGGCGUCGUCCUCUGCAGCGAGGCCCUCUGCGCCGCCCCGCGGCGAGCUCGACGUCCAGCUCUCGCAGAUGUUGGGCGCCGACGGCGUGGAGGUGCCCCUGCCGUCUGCGGGGGAGGAAGAGGACGCGGCGAAUUUCAUCGGGCCUCAGGAGGAUUGA
Messenger RNA from Prorocentrum cordatum, 1842 nucleotides. The record is from the annotation of a GenBank genome assembly. Lineage: Eukaryota; Dinophyceae; Prorocentrales; Prorocentraceae.